Suillus discolor is the source of this 6227-nucleotide messenger RNA. RefSeq lists its product as uncharacterized. NCBI's taxonomy places the organism in Eukaryota, Fungi, Basidiomycota, Agaricomycetes, Boletales, Suillaceae. The record is from RefSeq and is a predicted model, not a curated record. Gene Ontology annotation, molecular function: protein binding. The transcript is spliced from 29 exons. Bases 102 to 6113 code for a protein of 2003 amino acids.
GUACGUACUUCAACACUAUUCAACAUACCCCAAUCGUUAUUCUCUGGGUCGCGUCCUAACUGAUUGGGACUUGAAUCUAAUCGAGCACAUAUCCUGUCGGGAUGUUUCGGUCACUUCUUGCACCAUGGCAAAGGCAUGAAGACCUCGCGCCUACUUCGCCUGCAAUUAACAUCAUUGGUGGCGGUGCCCCAGAUACCAGCAACAGUGGUGAACGUGUAGCCAAACAAACCAUGCGAGAUAUGGUAGAGGACUUGAAAGUAACAGAGGCAGUAGUCGCGAAGACAACUCUCCUGCAACGGAUUGCUACUCUUGUUCGCGAAGUACCCGCAACGAAGGACGCGUUUCGCGAUUCAGAUGGAUUUCUCUUGCUGGUUCACGUGCUCUCUACACUGUCAACCACGAUCGGACGACGAGGAUCCCAAUCGACGCGUGAUGCCGUGGCUUGUAUCAAGUCGGUUUUCACGUUGGCCUCUGAGGCUUUGAAGGGACAUGCAGUGAACCUUGAGUUCUUUGAGGAAUUCAUUGGUUACUCUUCGCUUUCUGAUGCUGCGGACCUGCUGGUCUCUAAUGCGGUGACAGCGGACGUGACGCUCGGGUGCUUGUUAGCUCUUUCAUUUGGUGAUUUCUUCCUCGUGGAAUUUUUCAGCUCGUUACGAACAAAAGUGCCUGAGAUCGAAGCGAUGCACAUCCACUUCCUGGAAUUUGCACCUGGUCUAGCCAGUAUCAGACUCCCUGGAGCAUUCAAUGUUCUUUGGAGCUUUAUUCUGCAAAAAAUGAACACGGAUCGCGCCUUGAGGCUCAUCGUUUACCGGCUUCUAGAACAUCUGACGCAUAGCACGCAUAGAAACCUCGCCGUCCUAAGCAUGCAAAAUAUCUUGCCGCAUCUUUUCAAAUCGUGGAAGACUAAUAUGAGCAGCGCCAAAGAUGACGAUAAGGAGCACCGAAUCCUAGCAAAAAUUCUUCGGCGUCUUUUUGAAAUGGGUGCUAGUACCCAAGACUCGAGAGAUUUGCUGCAGUGUACUGCGAAGCAAGAUGGAACUGUAGAUGCAGACAUGCUCGAACUUCUGCGCUCAAGUGCGAAGUCGAGGUGGCCCCAACACUUCUCUCUUGAUGGCCGUUCUGCGCUAGCUAUGUCGUCCACUGAAAUGAAGACUUUCCCUGCUCAUGGGUUCACAUUCAUGGCCUGGAUUUGGCUCGAAAGGAUGCCUUCGGAGCCACACAAAUUGUUCAGCAUAUCCUUUGGGUCAAACGAUGCCGUGGCGCUCUCUGUCGGUAGCAACGGGGCAUUAGCCUUCCGAUCACGCGUCGUUCAAAAAGUUGAAGUGCUUCCGAAGUCGAAACUGGCGGCUUCUCGAUGGACACACGUCACCCUUGUGCAUCAUAACCAUAGAUCAUCGCAUCCUUCCGUCUGCUUGUUCAUUGAUGGUGUUCCAAGUGACUCGUUGCAAUGGGCAUAUCCAAAAUUCGAUGAGACGUCGCCUGCGACUUUCAUGGUAGGUGAUGAUGUUACCGCAGUUGAAUCUAGCUGGUGCGUGGCUUCUGCCUACUUGCUUUCGGUCGCGCUCGAUGACGACUUGCCGAGAUUUAUACACCACCUGGGCCCCCGAUAUUCUGGGUCAUUCCAAGAUCAGACUCUCAUCAGGUUCCUGACGUACGAAGCGUCGACUUCGCUCAACAUGCAUAUUACAGCUCAAGGCGCAUUGCUACCUGAGAAUUCGCAACUCAAGAAGGCCAUUCGUGGGGAUUCGAUUAUUAGCGAUUCAUCGAUUAUAUUUCGUGUCGUCCCUCAACCGCACAAUAAAAAGGACCAAAUUACUCGAGGCGAUGUGUUUCCAGUAUGCUGUCAGUCGUUGGACCUUGCCGUGUGGAGGAUUGGCGGGGCGGCUUCAUUGCUGCGACUAGUAGCACUUGCUCAAACGCCGCAUGAACUUUCCAGAGCAUUGAGCGUUUUCUCUGACUGUCUUCGCAACAGCUGGCAAAACUCUGAUGACAUGGAAAGGUUACAUGGUUAUGAUGUUCUUGCAAGCACGCUGAGAGCUCGAAGUCAUCUCAUAAACACGACUAGCUUUGAAACCUUGUUUGAAUUCCUUGGUCUAAAUUUCCGUUCUCCAGAUUUAUCCACUGUCGUCAACACCAUCGCAUACAAAGCCGUGGCACUUGACUUUGAGCUGUGGUCAAAAACCAGUGCCGACAUCCAACGGGCUCAUCUCGAACAUUUCGCCUUCUUGUUGCGUGCCAGCCGAUAUAGACAGUUCACCAUCAAGAUGCGAUUGUCGAAACUAGGCAUCGUACGCAAGUUAUUAUUCGCCAUUCAGUCAGUCUGGUACCCGCAAGAAUCUAUACCACUUGUCGUCAACACAUUGGUGCUUGUUGCACAAUCAUCAUUUACAGCGGAAGAAGCGAUCAAACCAAUCGUUUCAUACGUAGCUGCCACCCUUGCUGAAGAGUCCCGAUCAUCGUUCUCAUCGUCACCUCGAUCAACAACAUCCCGUGGAGACUUGCUACGUUCUAGUACCAGGGAUAAAGCCGAGCAAGUCCUUGAAGGUCUUGUUUCCAUUAUGCGCAUUCCUUCGCUUCACUCUAAGCUUGCUGGUACGCUCCCUAUGCCACGGAUCUGUUUACUGUUACUUGGCGACCAUCCUUCCGUACACACUGCUUGCCAAGUGCUUGGCAUGCUUGGCCUCAGCCUAAAAGCCUCGGUAUCAUCUGGCAAAAACUUCGAGUUGGCCAGUGGUUGGGGCAUUCUCAAGACUGUGUUACCUCCAGUCUGGGAUCGCAGUGUACAUGAUGCAGCUUUAGAUAUCCUGCCUGGGCGCUCUGGAGACCGAUUCAGCGAUGACUCAGGAUCCCCUCAAAUGGUGUCUGUGUUUCUCUUUGCGUUGUAUCAAGGACUGUCAAUCGAGAACAAUAAUGCAGAAUCCGAUGAAGCUCCUUCAAAAGAUGCAAUCAUCUGGAUUCUCGAUGACUUAACAAAGCUGCACGAGUCGAGUUCAUCAUUCCGCCGCGUCUUCAGGUCCCAAAGCACUGUCCAGCUACUUGUUGAUGGCCUCAAUAUAUUCUCCCCAAUAAGACAGCCUCCCAGGGUGCUGGAUGCCAAAAUAUCCGUCAAACUAACGCACUUCGGAUUACUUCUUGCGAUGGGCAAGCACAUAUCUACGUCUCAAAAACAACAGAUUCUUGAUAUCGUUCGCCCGGACGCUCAGCCAAAAGGGCGAACUGAGCCUGUAGACACUUCUGGGUCACGACUCGGGCUUGCUCAAGCAGACACAGUCUGUAAAGCGUCUGCGCGUCUUGAAGAAUGGCGGCAGACGAUUCUUGUUUCAGAGCGCAAACGCUUCAGACAGACACUAUUAGACUUGUGCUUAAUUGUCCAUGCUCCAGCAACCUUGAGAUGUACUGACUGUUGUUAUAGGCAGGAAAAGCGACGUAGAGUCGCAUCUUUUGAAGAAAAUGUAUCUGUAUCGACGACCGAACGCGAUAUUUGGCCCCAUUUAGCUCGGAAACGCGUGUCGAGAUUGGACGAGACCGAAGGACCGCACAGAGUUAGGACAAAGAUGGAGAGCCUCCUGGAAAUGUUUGUGCAGGACUCGAGGUCUACUAGUCAUGAGGAAGCUUCGUCAGCUUUUGAUUCAGAGUUGCUGUCGUUGUCCCAGUCAGAACUUACUUCUCCGAAUACCGUGGUUGUUCCAUCUUAUACAGGCGAAGACGGCGAUCAUCAGCUCGCUGAAGAGGUAACUGAGGACAAACUCAGGAGAGUGAGGCAUCAACUCGAACCUGGCGAUGUCAUUGAGGCUGUUAGCACUGUCUGCCGAGUAUCCGGCGUCGAUUCCUUUCUUGGCAUGUUGAUCUUCGGGCGUACCCACCUGUACAUGUUAGAAGGCCUCGUAGAGAAUAGUGAAGGCGAAGUUAUUGAUGCAGGUGAUGCGCCGGAAGGAUGGUUCCUUAUAUCCGGAAGUGCCGUGGACGUUCGGAACUCGCAGCGGGCUCAACGAUGGUCAUUAGAGCAAGUUUCAGGUUUCUCUGACAGGAUGUUCCUUUUCCAGGAUGUAGGGUUCGAGAUCUUCUUCAAAGAUAGCCGCACACUGCUGGUUAUUUUCCUUGAUAAGUCACGUCGCCUAGUGGCUUCCCAGAUGCUUUUGUCGAUAGCUUUGAAAAUGAGGACAUCCGACCUCAGUUCAACACCUAGAUCUAUUACACCCAAAUCGCUUUUGAGAAGUAGAUCAUCCACUAGCGCAGUAGAAAAAGAACUCCAAUUGGCGCAACAACAGUGGCAGAACAGAGAGCUAAGCAAUUUUGGUUAUUUGAGUAUUCUCAAUCAACUGUCGGGACGUACCCCAAACGAUGCAACUCAAUACCCCGUUUUUCCUUGGGUUCUGAAUGAUUAUGUUUCGGAGGUGCUAGAUCUUUCAUCUACUGAUGUGUUUAGAGAUCUCACUAAGCCUAUGGGAGCGUUGACGGCUGAGCGUCGUGAGGCUGCGGAAACUCGCUAUACUAACCUGAGCAGUGUUGACGAAGAGCCAUUCCACUACGGAACACACUUCAGCUCAUCGAUGAUCGUUUGCCACUUCAAUAUUCGCAUGCAGCCGUUUACCAAUAUGUUCAAGACGCUACAGGGAGGAAACUGGGAUUUGCCUGACAGGCUUUUUGCUGAUAUCAGGAGAACAUAUUCCUCAGCAUCGCAUGACAUCCGAGGGGAUGUGCGUGAAUUGAUACCCGAAUUCUUUACUUGUCCGGAAUUCCUCGAGAAUUCAUCAAAUCUCGACUUCGGUAUCUCUCAAACUACCGGAGAACGGAUUCACAAUGUUAAACUGCCUGCGUGGGCGAAAGGAGACCCGCUCCUGUUCAUCGUAAUGCAUCGCCGUGUUCUUGAGGGCCAUUACGUCAGCAAGAACCUUCCCGCUUGGAUAGAUCUCAUAUGGGGAUGCAAGCAACGAGACGUGGAUUCGGUAAACGUUUUUCACCCUCUCAGUUACGAAGGCGCAAUUGAUCUGGACAAGAUUACCAACGAUCUUGAGCGACAAGCUACUGUUGGAAUCAUCCACAAUUUCGGGCAGACUCCCAAGAAGCUCUUCACCUCACCACAUCCACCACGAAAUCUUGAAGGGUUCCUGAGUCUCCCUGUCACGAUAGCCCGUGGUGUCCCUGAGGACGCACUUUUGUUAGCAAGAGAUUCCAUGCCUUUCAAAGUCGUGCUCGAUAGUGCUGUGUCAAAUAUUUCCGUCGACCUGUUUGAUGCGAAAUAUAGCGGUAUCCGUCCGUUGCCUCUUGGAGCGAUUGGCCUUCCUUCGAUUAGUCAUGAACAAAUCGAAUGGGAUUGGAACGCGAGUGAUCACUCACUGCGGUUGGUAUCCCACGGAAAAGUUACCCAAGUCAUUGAGCAGGUGGCACCCACAUGUGCUGCCUUCGCGGACCAGGACACUCUAGUAACGGGUUCUGGUGACAAUAUUGUGCGUGUUUGGCGUGUCAACCAAGGUCAAGUGGCGCCUUCGGGUUUUGUGGGAGCUUCGGGGCGGUCUCGCAGGCAUGCAUCUUCAACGCUGUCGAUGACGCAUAUCCUCAGAGGACACACUGAACGUGUGGCGUGUAUUGCAACAUCGCGUACAUGGUCCGUUAUUGUUAGUGGCAGCGAGGACGGGAGUGCCAUUGUUUGGGACCUGAACAGAGGGUCUUACCGGCAUUCAAUUUGGCACGGCAAUGAAAGCCUGAGAGCAGAAGUGUAUCUAUCUGCCAUCAACGAGUCUACGGGAUACAUCGCUACUUGUUCCGUUUCCCGCUUAAUGUUGCACACAAUCAACGCGAGACCAAUUGCCAAACUCGACACUGUGCGCGCGCUGAUUACUUCUCUGGCGUUCCAUGAACGCGAAUAUUCGCAUUUGGAUAUCCUUGCCACAGGUCACGACGAUGGUUCAAUCACGCUAUGGACAUGGAACGCAGACGGGACUCCAGCCGGAAUGCAAGCGCAAUGGGAGUUUGUUGAAGUUCGUCGGAUGAGUUCUGGAGAGGGGGUAUCUGAUGUUGCUUUAGGAUCUGUUACUGCGCUCAAGUUCAUCGGUGAACGCCUUUGCGCUGGUUAUGCUUCUGGAUUGACAUAUAUGUGGACCAUUCCUACUUAAUGUCAAUUGUAACAUCGAUUGUCGGACUUGAACUAGAGAUGAUAAUCCUUACCCGAAAGAUGAGGGAUAGUGUAACUUGAAGCUUGAGUACUUACUUUAAGGAUCGCACUCAAA